AUGGUUUGUGAUGCGGUUCUGUGUUACGGCGACUGUUGCAGACCAACCAAACGCAGGAAAUCCAAGGUGCAGGAUUCGCUUCGGCAUCGUGGCCUCAAGCACUUCUCCACAUGCGUCUGCCAGAAGGUGCAGGAGAAAGGCGUCACCACAUACAACGAGGUGGCAGAUGAACUUGUGCGUGAGCAGCAGUCGCAGGCCAUGGCUGACGGCGACACGACGAGCGAGCCAAAGAACAUCCGCCGGCGCGUGUACGAUGCCCUGAACGUGCUCAUGGCGCUCAACAUCAUCUCCAAGGAGCGCAAGGAGAUCAAGUGGAUUGGCCUGCCGACCAACAGCGAGCAGGAGUACAAGCAGUAUGAGGAGCUCAAAGCAAAGAAGCUCGAGUCCAUCCGCCGCGCAAACGAGCAGCUCAACGACCUCAUCCUCCAGCAAAUUGCGUUCAAGAAUUUGAUCAAGCGCAACGAGCAGCGGGAGCAGGAGCAGCCCGGCGGUGUUGGCGACGCGUCCAAGGUGCAGCUCCCGUUUAUUGUCGUCAACACAUCCAAGGACGCCGUUGUCGACUGCUUCAUGUCACACGACAGAACGGAGUACCUGUUCAAGUUCAACACGCCGUUUGAGAUCCACGACGACGUUGAUAUCCUGAAGCGCAUGGGCCUUGCCUUUGGCAUUGAGGAGGGCACGUGCACGGACGAGGAGGUGGAGGAAGCGAAGAAGAUGAUCCCGACCGCGCUCGCGCCCUUCCUGGAAGAUAUGGUGAAAAAGGCACGCAUUCGCGCACAGGCCAGGGGCACCGCCGGCAACGGCGCCGACGCAGCAACAGCAAGCGCAACAGGAGCAGGAGCGGCAACAGGCAGUGCAUUGGGUGGCGAUGGGAUGGCAUCCGGUGGGAUGGAUAUGGAGGGGCUGGGCAGCCAGGCGGGACAGUCGCAGUCGCAGUCGCAGGUGAGCAUGACAUCAAGCGCCCCCGGCACCCAGCACGAGGUCGCAGAUGACGACGAUGACGACGACGAUGAUGGUGGCGAUGGGGAUGGCGACUUUGAACCAAAGAGCAGAGCAGCGCGCUCCUUACGGCUCCCUUGAGCCUUUUGCGAACAGAACCCCCCCCUCUUGCUUCACAGCGCUAAAUGCCUCGUAACCCCCCCCCCCCUAUCUCUUGUCCUCCUUGCAGUCAUACGCUCCUCCCUUGUCUCUGUUUCAUUGCCGUUUCCCCUCUCAUUCUUCCUCCUCCUCUUUGUUUCCCUUUGUUUCCCUUUGUUUCCCUUUCUUCUUUGCUGUUCUCGAUGAGCCGUACUUCAACCCCACUUCAUUCCUUGCUAGAUAUCCAUCACAUGUGGCGUGCUUCUUGUUAAGUGGCUUGUGUGUGUCUCCCGAUUGUGUUGGUGUUGUUGUGCGUGUAGUAUUACGACCAUGGUAUAUGUGUACCUUGUUUUGUGUGGUGUGCCGCUGGUUUUCCACUUUCGUUUAACUGGCCUCCCCCUCUCCCUCCUUCUUUGUUGACUUGUUGUGUGUUGUGUGCGUACGCGGUUGUAGCAACGAGUAACUACAGCGCACGCUUGUGCGUCUUCUGUACUGUGCCUCUGGAUUGAGGCUAACUCUGUGUGUGUGUUGGCACUUGGUGGGCAGUGAGUGCUGCGGUUGCUUGUUUGUUGGUUUCAACCUCAUGUGUACUCGCCCCAUGCGUUGUUUGUGCUCGUCUUGCGAUGGCUGUUGUGCGCACUUUACUACACACAACCAACACCUACAGCAGUGAUGAGCAACUAACACUGAAACAAAGAACUGAG
Molecule: messenger RNA, 1781 nt
Organism: Salpingoeca rosetta
Lineage: Eukaryota; Choanoflagellata; Craspedida; Salpingoecidae
Exons: 4
Coding region: 1-1080 (359 amino acids)
Biological process (GO): regulation of cell cycle; regulation of transcription by RNA polymerase II
Cellular component (GO): nucleus; transcription regulator complex
Molecular function (GO): RNA polymerase II transcription regulatory region sequence-specific DNA binding; DNA-binding transcription factor activity, RNA polymerase II-specific
Source: RefSeq, a predicted model, not a curated record